AUGGGUAGAAGACCGAAGCUAAUCUUCUGGAUUUGUGUCUCCAUUCUUGCCUUUCUGGAUUUUGGUACCGCAAGCAAAAUAGGGAUAUGUUACGGAAGAAAUGCAGACAAUCUCCCGAGCCCAAACAAAGUAUCAGAGCUGAUCCAACACCUCAACAUCAAAUUCGUCCGAAUCUACGACGCCAACAUCGACGUCCUCAAAGCCUUCGCCAACACAGGAAUCGAGCUCAUGAUCGGCGUCCCCAACGCCGACCUACUCGCCUUCGCUCAGUUCCAAUCAAACGUAGACACCUGGCUCCACAACAACAUCCUCCCUUACUACCCAUCCACCAAAAUCACCUCCAUCUCCGUCGGUCUCGAAGUAACCGAAGCGCCGGACAACGCCACCGGUCUAGUCUUACCGGCGAUGCAGAACAUCCACACCGCUCUCAAGAAAUCCGGUUUGGACAAAAAGAUCAAGAUCUCUAGCUCCCACUCGCUAGCCAUCUUGUCACGCUCCUUCCCUCCUUCAUCAGCUUCAUUCAGCAAGAAACACUCUGCUUUCUUGAAGCCAAUGCUUGAGUUCUUGGCUGAGAACGAGUCUCCCUUCAUGAUCGACUUGUAUCCGUAUUACGCUUACAGAGACUCCGCUGAGAAGGUUCCGUUGGAGUACGCUCUGUUCGAGUCGUCUUCGCAGGUCGUUGAUCCUGCGACCGGUUUGCUUUACUCCAACAUGUUUGAUGCUCAGCUUGACGCUAUCUAUUUCGCACUGAUGGCUAUGAGCUUCAAGACCGUUAAGGUUAUGGUUACUGAGUCCGGGUGGCCGAGCAGAGGUUCGCCUAAAGAGACGGCUGCGACUCCUGAUAACGCUCUCGCUUACAAUACUAACCUCAUACGCCACGUCAUUGGCGAUCCAGGUACUCCUGCUAAGCCAGGGGAAGAGAUAGAUGUGUACUUGUUCUCGUUGUUCAACGAGAACCGGAAGCCUGGGAUUGAGUCAGAGAGGAACUGGGGGAUGUUUUACGCUAACGGGACAACUGUUUACGCGUUAGACUUCACUGGGGAGAGCACCGUCCCUGUUUCUCCAUCAAAUGCAACUAUAGGUGUGAGUCCAAGUCCAAGCUCAAGUCCGGGUAACAACAGUGGUAACAGCACAGUAAUCAUUGGAGGAGGAGGAGGAGGAGGAGGAGGAGGAGGAGGGAUCAGGAAAUGGUGUGUUGCUUCAACGCAAGCUUCGGUGACGGAUCUGCAGAGCGCGUUGGACUGGGCUUGCGGUCCUGGGAAUGUUGAUUGUUCAGCUGUUCAACCAGACCAACCUUGCUUUGAGCCAGACACUACUCUCUCACACGCAUCGUACGCGUUCAACACUUAUUACCAGCAGAGUGGAGCGAGCAGCGUAGCUUGCAGCUUUGGAGGAGUCAGCGUUGAAGUCGACAAGGACCCUAGUUAUGGUAACUGUUUGUACAUGAUUGCUCCGUCUACUCAAGGAGUGAACAAAACAAUGGCGGGUAAUAUCACGGGGAACAUAACCGCCAUUGAUUCGCCAUUGGCUUCGCCUUCUUCGAGCAGUGAAGCAUUCAGAAGAACAAUGGUUUCUGUUGCAGUCUCUGUUUUGUUACCGUGCUUUGUAGCUAGUGCGAGUCUUUGGUGA
Microthlaspi erraticum is the source of this 1629-nucleotide messenger RNA. NCBI's taxonomy places the organism in Eukaryota, Viridiplantae, Streptophyta, Magnoliopsida, Brassicales, Brassicaceae. The record is from the annotation of a GenBank genome assembly.